Myiozetetes cayanensis is the source of this 1255-nucleotide messenger RNA. RefSeq lists its product as uncharacterized. The transcript is spliced from 6 exons. The coding region runs from base 1 to 699 and encodes 232 amino acids. The record is from RefSeq and is a predicted model, not a curated record. NCBI's taxonomy places the organism in Eukaryota, Metazoa, Chordata, Aves, Passeriformes, Tyrannidae.
AUGGAAGGUUUUCCAGCCCUGCUGCUCUUGCUGGCACUACCAGGAGGGACUGGAAUGAUGAAUGAGUUCUCAUGGCAAAUGAUUAGAGUGCGGCUGAGAAAGCUCCAGCUUAAUGACUCCAGAGAAUAUCAACUCCAGAGCUUUUUGCAGGGGAGAAACAAACCACGGAAUAGCAGCAAGCUGGAAGUUUGGGAGGAAUAUAGGUCUUUGGAUACAGACUCUGACCCCAUUCCAUUUCCCACUGAGAAGGGGGACAUUGCCACAGAUGACACCAAUAAGGAGCAGAGCAGUCGCUAUGCCCUCGUGGUGCUGAGCUCCUUCCUGCCCACCACUGCUCUGGUUGCUGCUGUUCUCUUCCUCCUCACCACCUACCUCAGAAUGAAAAGAGCAGGAAAAGGGAUGGACACUGGCAAACAUUCUGCUUUCAGACAGAGAGCACUGCAGCUCAGGGGACACAAAGGCAGCGGGAUGGCAGGAGGGGAGCUGGGCAGAAGCACAGUGUAUGCUGUGCUCAGGCCCCGGCCGCAGCCCAGCCCCGAGGAUGUUCUGUAUGCCAACAUCCAGCCCGCUCCAAAGCUUUGCUGCCACGUGCAGGAACCGCCGGGAAAUUCGGCCUCCUCAGGGCUCGUGGAAUAUGCGACUGUUCUCUUCAGAGCAGCAGCUCCACACCCUGACACUGCAGCACAGAAAAGCACCUGAAGAAAGCAGCACAAAGCCCUGGGCUUGUUCGCUGGAUUCUGCAGAACCGCACUUCGAGCAGCCCGUUUGCACCCAGCUGCUGAAGGUGCACGUGGGGGCACAAACCUGCCCUGGAAAACACCUGCGCUUUUCUAACAGCACAGUCACACCCAGCUCUGGCUGGGCAAAUCCAGGAGAAAGCUGUGGUACGUUUGCUUUUCCAAACUGCUCUAUUUUUAAGUGACAGAGAACUAUAAACCCAAAUACAGGAAACUGGUUCUGCCUGGCAGCAGCUGAUACAGCACCACAGCCAGCAAGGGGCUGUGAGAUACAGGAGAUGCUUCCUUUGGACUUUCUUCAACAACUCACUUGAAUACUCACAGAUAAAGCGUUAAUUACAGCCCAGUCUGAUAAGAUCCAAGUCAGCAAAGUGGUAAAAAUCUGAUUUUUUUUGAAAAACACGAGGCAUUUCCUGGGCUUCAGAGAGACGGACAAUGCACUUGACAUGUUUGAGUAAACAAGGGGCUUGAUGGAAAAUAUUUGUCUACUUUAUAAUGUAAACUGUCAUCAGCUUGAA